Molecule: messenger RNA, 3021 nt
Organism: Megalops cyprinoides (Indo-Pacific tarpon)
Lineage: Eukaryota; Metazoa; Chordata; Actinopteri; Elopiformes; Megalopidae
Gene: smyd4
Product: SET and MYND domain containing 4
Exons: 10
Coding region: 255-2729 (824 amino acids)
Molecular function (GO): protein binding
Source: RefSeq, a predicted model, not a curated record
AGAGCCAAAAUGGCAUAUGCGUCCAUGUUGUUGUUGCUGUAGGGGCAUCAGGAAUGCAAAAUUACGGUCUUUGUUUGGGGAGGUGGUGGAAAGCUGGCCUUUGAAUUGUGAAGGGCACAAAAUACCGAGAGCCAUGCUUUCAUGGUAAUGUUGCCAUUAUCUACAUUCGUGUCAGUUGGCGCCGUGCAGCGCUGAAGUUGAAGCAGAUGAGUACACGUGACUUUUAUUUAGCUGUGUAAUCAUAAGAUAACACAAUGGAUCUGCCGUGCAUUGAGUGGCAUAAACACGUUGAACAGAAAUGGAAUCAGUUGUCCACUGAUCAAAAGAAGGCUUUCUCCUCUCUAGCAGAAGUUGAUGAAAUAUUCACAUUCGUUCUGUCAGUGCUGAAUCACAGGGACGUGGAGGUCCUGUCAGGCCUUUCCGGGGUUCACCAGGUGCAGAAGAAACCCCAGAGCGCCGGUCGAUUCCGGGAAAAGGGCAACCUGAGCUUCAAGGCUCGGGACUACAGUGCGGCUGCGUUGCAUUAUUCCAAGGGGGUGUGCCAUGCUACGCCGGGUCGAGAGGAGCUCUCACUCUGUUUUGCCAACCGCUCUGCUGCCCUCUUUCACCUCUGCCUCUACGAGGAGUGCCUUCAGGAUAUCAAAAGGGCCCUUGAUGAGGGCUAUCCCAAUCACUUACAGCAGAAAUUGCUGGACAGGAGAAGCCAAUGCUACAAGCACCUGGGGCAAAAGGAAGAGGAAGACGGCGUUCAGACUAGGAUGAGAAAUUUCAAAAUCCAUCACCAGGUGUCGCAGGGUGAUGGGACUGGAGUGGUCUCUUGUGCAUCCCCUCAAGUGGCUCUUCAUUUCAGCCCCGGCAAAGGGCGCCACCUGGUGGCCACAGAGGAUAUAGCGGCCGGGGAGGUGGUGCUGGAGGAAAGAGCGUUUAGCUGUGUCCUGAUACCAGGUGGAGCUGUCAUUGCGAGGGCAGAGAGGGACAAAGCAAAGGAAGCAGCGGAGGGAACGUUUGGCACGGAGGACCAGCACUGUCACAACUGCCUGCGCAAGACGCUGAACCCAGUACCCUGCCAGGGCUGUAGCUACGCCCGUUACUGCGGGGGGUGGUGCCAGCAAGAGGCGUGGGAAGGGCAUCACCGCUGGGAGUGCUCGGUCGGAGGGGAACUGAGGGCCGCCGGUGUCAUGGCUCAUUUGGCACUGAGGGUGGCGUUAAGAGCUGGACUGGAAGGAAUCCAGAAAACGAAGGAGAAUCCAGCAUGGCCAAGGAAUGUCACCCUGCAUCAGGUCAAAGGGAAUGGGAACGGCAACAGUGACGGCAACUACAGCGCUGAUAAAGCUGGCCUCAGUGAUAAGAUCUCAAGUGGGAUGGAGGGUUCGCAGCAAGGAGCAGGCACCCAUGGUGACCCUGAGUCCAAGGACAGUGCCCUUAUUCAGGGCUGCGACCCCUCAGGCCGAUACCUGGGUGACUCUUACCUGUGUGUCUAUCACCUGCUGCCACACGUAUCUGGACACGCUCCCAGCCUGCGCUUUCUCUGCGCGGUCACCGUAGCCACCCUGUGCCUGAGGCUUCAAGAGACGGGGCCUCUCCCUGCAGCGUGGAGGGGAAGGGCUUGUUUGAAUGACAAGCCCGGCAGCCAAUCCGAAAGCCAGGAGAAGAGCAGGGGCUGGUCUCCGGAGCUGAGAAUGCUGGGAGCAGCUGCCCUGAGGCACAUGUUGCAGCUCAGAUGCAACGCCCAGGCUGUGACCAUGCUAAAAGAUGAAGGUGCUCCCGAUUCGGCCGUGCAGUCCGUCCGGCAGGUGCGUGUGGCCACAGCGAUCUUCCCCACCCUCAGUCUCCUAAACCACUCCUGCAGCCCAAACACCAGCGUCACGUUCAGCGUAGCGCCUGUGAAUGACCUGCACAGCGCUGGCUCUGACCGGCCUCAGGCCCGGCCCAACUCUCUCCCCGGCGCUAACCCUGGCGCUAACCCUGACGCUAACCCUGGAGCUGCCCUCGCAGUCACGGUCCGCACCACGCAGGCGGUUGGCGCGGGACAGGAGCUGCUGCACUGCUACGGGCCCCACCGCAGCAGAAUGCCAGCGAGUGAGAGGCGGAGACUUCUGCAGGAACAGUACUUCUUCCUCUGUCAGUGCGAUGCUUGCUGCCAGGACCUGCGGUCAGAGGGCAAAGGUCAGGGAGCAGCUGCCGCCCCAGGACUCCGCUGCAUUCAGUGUGGAUCCACCCUGCAGCGUGGCACCGAGGGGUAUGUGUGCUCCCAGUCCUGCGGCUUCCAGCUGUCCUUUGCUGAGCUGGACCACAGGCUACAGGACCUGCAGGGCCAGCUGGACCGGGCAGCACAGCUCAUCGAGACAGACAGACCAGACGAGGCGCUCAGGAGGUUACAGGCGGCCACCAGUCACGCCAGCCAGUUCCUGCUGGAGACUUACCCAGUGUGGGGGGAGCUGGCCGACAUGUCUGCCCGGGCCUACGCCGCCAUGGGUGACUGGCGUCGGGCAGCAGCACAGCUGAAGGCCAGUAUGGCGGCUGUGCAGGCCCAGUUCGGGGAGGAGAGCAUGGAAAUGGGGCGGCAGCUCUUCAAACUGGCACAGCUGCACUUCAAUGGUGGGGAGCUCCAGGCAACCCUCUCCGUCAUUCCCACGGCCCAGCGCCUGCUGUCUCUGCACUCCAGUCCCGCAAGCGACGAGCUGGAGGAGCUGCGGGCCAUGGAAGACUGCCUGAAGGGGGCGCUGUGAUUCACAGUGUGACCGAAGCAGCUGGCUGCAAACAACAAUAGUGCUGGCCUGAGGCACACGGCGAAGUCAUGUCUGUCAUGUCAUGUCAUAAAUGUCUUGUUAAGUCUUCAGCCUUACGAAACGGAGGGUUGAAAAUGUUUGGGGAAAGAACUGUUACCGUACUGGAAGGCGUCUUGAAAAUGUUCUGCGUAUUAUUACAGCGUAGUAGCUACAGUAUCUGAUCACGCCUGAACUAUUUGCCACGUGUUUUCCGCGGUGUGCAUUCCAUCGACUGUGUAAUCUAUUAAUAUGA